This is a messenger RNA of Caenorhabditis sp. 36 PRJEB53466, 507 nucleotides long. The record is from the annotation of a GenBank genome assembly. Lineage: Eukaryota; Metazoa; Nematoda; Chromadorea; Rhabditida; Rhabditidae.
AUGGCCACGAACCCCGAGGGACCACUGCCGCCAUCGGUCCAAGACUACAAAUUGGUGUCGUCCGACGAGAAAGUGCUCGAAAUCAGUGCUCGCGCGCUGCGCCACUCGAAAACGUUGCGAACAAUGACGGAGCUGCUGCUCGCCCGGUCGGCCGAUCCGAUCCCAGUCGCCCACGUCAACAGCGCCACGUUGCAAAAGGUGAUCGAGUGGUGCGAGCAGCACAAAGACGAGGAGCCGAAGGAGCCGAAGGACCAGGAGGAGGAGGAGGCAAAGUGGGAGCCGAUCCGGGUGCCCGACUGGGACCGCCAAUUCCUCGACAUUGACAACGCCGCGCUGUUCGAGGUGAUCUGCGCGGCGAACUACCUGGACAUUCGGCGACUGCUCGACGUGGCGUGCAAAACCGUCGCGCAAAAGGCCGUCGGAAAGUCGCCCGAGGAGUUGAGAGCGCUUUUCGGGAUACCGAGCGACGAGGAGGAGACGGAGCGAGAGAAGAAGAGUAAUAAAUAA